ACAACAGACAGAAGCAGUUUCUUCUAAAGUAGUAGACAGUUGACCUGGGUCCAAAGGACCACACGUCGGUAUUUGUCACUGGCUCGACUGUGCACUGUAUUCGUCAUCCCAAGGUUACGGCCGAGCUGCUGUGUGAAGAGCAAAUCAGGCGGCUUAUAUUUAGCCUCGCAAAUGGCGUUCUGUGGAUUAUGUCUUGUGGCUCUCCGGUUUCGUCUUCAACGCCUCUGCCUAGCAUGACGGGGCUGCGGUCCGAGCUAUUCAGGUGAGGCUCAGUGUCAUGUUCUUCCGCACCGGUUCGUCUUCCAGGCAUUUUUUUACUGCACGCUCGGCACACAAACCCGAGGGAUAGUUGCGGUCCGCCAGCGUCUUCCUCCCGGCGUUGAAAAGCUUUUCCCUCAGCACUCGCACCAGACCAGCAGAUCAGCAGCGCCGGAAGUUGUUUCACCAGCCUACUCUUGGCAAUUAUGGACGUCCUGGCCUUAGAGGCAAAAAAUCCAAACGGCUCCGAGCCCGAGAAGAAGAAGACUUCAUCCAGACCCAGACCUAAACCAGCUAAAAAGCCCAAAAGGAUUGUUUACUUUGAGGUAGAGAUUGUGGAUGUGAAGACUAAAGAGAAACUGCUGUUGCUAGACAAGGUGGAGCCAACUGCCACUAUUUUGGAUAUUAAGGCUUUGUUUCACAAAUCAUAUCCAAAAUGGUACCCUGCGAGACAAUCUCUACGCUUAGAUCCAAAAACAAAGUGUCUCAGGGAUGAGGAAGUCCUCCAAACACUUCCUGUGGGAACCACAGCCAGCUUCUACUUCAGUGACCUUGGUCCACAACUCACAUGGGGGACUGUGUUCCUUGCAGAGUGUGUGGGUCCACUGGUCAUCUAUUUAAUGUUCUACUUCCGCCUCCCGUUCAUCUACGCUCCAAAAUAUGACUUCACCGCCAGCAAGAACUGGGUCGUACAUUCUGCUUGCAUCUGUCACUCUUUACAUUACAUCAAGAGAAUUCUGGAGACGCUUUUUGUUCACCGCAUCUCACACGGGACCAUGCCUCUACGGAACAUCUUUAAAAAUUGCGGAUUUUACUGGUGUACCGCAGCUUGGAUGGCGUACUAUAUCAACCACCCGCUCUACACGCCACCACUUUACGGGCAACAGCAGGUGAAUGUUGGACUUUACGUUUUCCUGUUUUGCCAAGUUGGGAAUUUCUCCAUCCACAUAGCACUUCGUAACCUUAAACAGCAAGGUUCAAAAUCCAAGAAGAUUCCUUACCCCACGAAGAAUCCCUUCACGUGGGUUUUCUGGCUGGUGUCUUGUCCAAACUACACAUAUGAGGUGGGCUCGUGGAUGGGCUUCAGUGUGAUGACGCAGUGCCUGCCCGUGGCUCUCUUCACUCUAGCCGCUUUUGUGCAGAUGAGCGUUUGGGCCCGAGGCAAACACCGCGCCUACUUAAGGGAAUUCAAGGACUACCCCAGCCUGCGUUCUCCUAUACUACCAUUCAUCCUCUAGAGCGCCACGUGUACUUUUUUCCUAUCAGGGGCCAUUUUUGUUUAUGUCCCCCCCCAUGGUGGUUCAAAAUGUAUUUGAAAAUGAAUGCAACAAAGCCCAAUUAGAAAUGACAGGUGUCCUUUUUCUUUUCAGCAAUGUUGUAACUGUUUUAACAUUUGCAUGGCAAUCUGCGUACUGUAAAUCUCGAAAGGUCACGGGAUGUACCCUCAACGUUUUGCUGCUUAAAGUCUUAAAGUUUGCGAUAUGCUAGCUAAUGCUAUCGAAGAGCCUCCUGAAGGUGGUUUGUUUGUAUUGAUUAAUUUACCGACUGAAUACAGUCAGCAUGUAACAUGGCUUCAUGAUUGUGUUCACGCUACAAGCUAGACGCUUUCCUCGUCUGUACCGAACAUUGCCAAACAAAAAUUAAACCGAUAGGUCAAACAGG
Messenger RNA from Syngnathus typhle (broad-nosed pipefish), 1920 nucleotides. RefSeq names its product very-long-chain enoyl-CoA reductase-like. Gene Ontology annotation, biological process: very long-chain fatty acid biosynthetic process. The transcript has 11 exons. The coding region runs from base 465 to 1496 and encodes 343 amino acids. The record is from RefSeq and is a predicted model, not a curated record. NCBI's taxonomy places the organism in Eukaryota, Metazoa, Chordata, Actinopteri, Syngnathiformes, Syngnathidae. Gene Ontology annotation, molecular function: oxidoreductase activity, acting on the CH-CH group of donors.